Molecule: messenger RNA, 1266 nt
Organism: Recurvomyces mirabilis
Lineage: Eukaryota; Fungi; Ascomycota; Dothideomycetes; Mycosphaerellales; Teratosphaeriaceae
Product: glycerol-3-phosphate dehydrogenase
Exons: 1
Coding region: 1-1266 (421 amino acids)
Biological process (GO): carbohydrate metabolic process; glycerol-3-phosphate catabolic process
Cellular component (GO): nucleus; cytosol; glycerol-3-phosphate dehydrogenase (FAD) complex
Molecular function (GO): NAD binding; glycerol-3-phosphate dehydrogenase [NAD(P)+] activity
Source: RefSeq, a predicted model, not a curated record
AUGGCGACCCUAGCACCCAACUCAAAGAAGCACAAAGUCUGCAUCGUCGGCUCAGGCAACUGGGGUACUACAAUAGCAAAAGUCGUAGCCGAGAACACAGCCCAGCAUGCGGAUCUCUUCGAGCAGGAAGUGCAAAUGUGGGUGUUUCAGGAGCAGUACCAGAUCCCGAAGGACAGCAAACACUUCGACGAGAAGAACGACAAGGGACCGCAGAAGUUGACCGAACUGAUCAAUGGGUUACACGAGAAUGUGAAGUACCUACCCGGCAUCCCACUCCCCAAGAACAUCGUCGCCAACCCCGAUCUCGUAGACGCAGUCAAGGAUGCCACCAUCCUCGUCUUCAACCUACCCCACCAGUUCAUCGCCAAGACAUGCGAACAACUCCAAGGCAAAAUCGUGCCUUACGCGAGAGGAAUCUCCUGUAUCAAAGGCGUCGCGGUCUCGGAGUCAGGCUGUGAGUUAUUCUCCGAUAGCAUCGGGCAGAAAUUGGGAAUCUACUGUGGUGCGCUCAGCGGAGCGAAUAUUGCUACGGAAGUGGCGCAGGAGAAGUUCUCGGAGACGACGGUGGCGUAUGCGCCUCCUUCGCAGGAUUCACAGCAACCUACGCCGGCUGGGACGCCGGGCGCGAGUCCCAAGGGCUCGCAAUUGGAUCUCACGAAACUUAAUGAUGGGGUGAAAGGGGCGAAGAGCUCGGGGAAGGUGAAUCUGACGCCUCUGCCGAGCGAGUAUCCUUCACUGCACCAUGCCAACGUGAAGAAGCUCUUCCACCGCCCUUACUUCCACGUCCAUCUCGUGAAUGACGUUGUAGGCGUCUCACUCGGCGGCGCCCUGAAGAACAUCGUAGCCCUCGGUGCCGGAUUCGUAGACGGUCUAGGCUGGGGCGACAACGCCAAAGCCGCCGUUAUGCGAGUAGGUAUUAUGGAAGAAGUGAAGUUCGGCAAGACGUUCUUCGGCGAUAGCGUCCAGACUGAGACAUUCACGGAGCAGAGUUGUGGCGUUGCGGAUCUGAUUACGAGCUGUAGUGGAGGCAGGAACUUCAGGUGUGCGAAGAUGUCGGUGAAGGAGGGCAAGCCGAUUGGGGAGAUUGAGGAGAGGGAGUUGAAUGGGCAGAAGUUGCAGGGGACUUCGACGGCGUAUGAGGUCAAUUCUUUCUUGAGGAAGGUGGGGAAGGAGAAGGAGUUUCCGCUUUUUACGGCUGUGUAUUUGAUUUUGGAGGGGAAGCAUAAGCCGGAGGAGAUUCCGGCGCUGUUGAAUGCUGAUGCUUGA